GUUUGAUUUUGUUGCUUAUUAAUAAAAAUUCAUUCGAAUGCUGUAGUAGUUUACAAUUCCGAUUUAGUAAUGUGAUUCGUGAGUGUACUGUAUAGAACAAUGUAAUGAUUGUGUGAUUGGUAAGUGAACUGUUUUGCUAUUUUCCUUAGAUCAACUUAUAUUUUUUUUCUGUUUGAAUUUCUUCGAACUCGUAGAAUGAAAAAAUGUAUAUACAAGUAUUUCCGUGAGUACAGAUAUUCGUAUGGAUAACGUCGUACUCCAAGUUGAAUCCUCUAGAUGAUUAAUUAGAGCAAGUUACAUACCUUCUUUUACAUGUUUUUUGCGUGAAUACAUUUCCAUUAUAAUCUAUCAUUUUCUAUAGUUCAAGAAAGUUAAAUUGAAAUAUUAUCAACUGGUUUUCAAUCAAAUCACUUGAGUGUAAUUGCUCUAUCAUCACGCUAACAGAAUGAAUGUAAAGUCAGCUAAACUGAUCAGCUCUAUUAUAUCGACGAAUUCAUUUAACGGGUCAUGGUGACCAAAAUUGAAUGAAAAAUAAUUUUGACUAGGUAGAUCGAUUAAGUAGGGCAUUGUGGUAUAUUCAGCUUUCUAUAUGUAUGUUCGAACUGUAACAAAUCUUUUCUCCAUGAUAGUAAUGAAAUUUGAAAAUUUCUUACGACAAUAUAUAUCCCUACCAAAUUUUUAGAUUUCUGUGUUAAAAUAAUGUUUUUUAGACAGUGAAAGCAUUCCUUCCUGCGAUGAUUAAGAGCAAUAAAGGUCAUAUUGUGAACAUAUCGAGUUUAGUUGGUCUCAUGGGUUGUCCAGUAAUCGUAGAUUAUUGUUCUUCUAAGUACGCAGUUAUUGGGUUCAGUGAAGCAUUACAAAUGGAAUUAGACUUCCACGGAUAUAAUAUUUAUACUACAGUAGUAUGUCCAGUUUUCAUUCAGAGUACGGGCAUACCUGCAGCUAAAUAUUCUGGGAUUUUGCCGAUUCUUAAUCCACAGGAAGUUGCAGAAAGAACUAUAACUUCUCUUCGGUGUAACACGGAGCUUGUUUUGUUGCCAAGUUAUAUGCAGUUUCUAUUAUUUUUUAAAAGACUAUUGCCCCGUUAUUUCUCCUUUUGGAUAUUUCGAAUGAUAUUUAAGCACGAUCCAAGUGAAUUUGAACCAAUAAAAAGUUGUGAGUAACGUGAAUAGUCAACUAAACGUUUAUUUAGAGAUAGAAAAGAGAAGAUUCAAAUAAACUUCAUUUUACAUAA
Molecule: messenger RNA, 1234 nt
Organism: Vespula pensylvanica (western yellowjacket)
Lineage: Eukaryota; Metazoa; Arthropoda; Insecta; Hymenoptera; Vespidae
Product: 17-beta-hydroxysteroid dehydrogenase 13-like
Exons: 4
Coding region: 735-1163 (142 amino acids)
Cellular component (GO): lipid droplet
Molecular function (GO): oxidoreductase activity, acting on the CH-OH group of donors, NAD or NADP as acceptor
Source: RefSeq, a predicted model, not a curated record